UUACAGCUUGAGCUCGAUCCCAUAAUGUGUGAACUCGCAGUCGAAGCCCAUGUCCUCGAGAAUGUCCGCCACGCGGCGGCCGAGCAGGUCGCCUCCGACCUGUCUAAGCUGCUGUUUCAGCCAAUUGUCGUGUUGCACCCAAUUGGUCCAGCACCCGAUGUCCAGCACCAACUUGCAGGCCAGGCUCUUUGCCAUGUACUCCAACAU
Molecule: messenger RNA, 207 nt
Organism: Vitrella brassicaformis
Lineage: Eukaryota; Vitrellaceae
Source: the annotation of a GenBank genome assembly